GAAUUCUAUGUGUUUUCUGCAACAAGACACACCAUGUUGCUAAGGUUUGCCCUGAUAAAGUACAGAGUGUUGUAAUUCAUGAAGGUGGAUGGGGCACUGAGAGAUCCAUCAUUUCAUGGAGCUAUGUUCAUGAUGGCAAGGCUUGUGUUUGUAAGGAUAUUAUUGAAGACAUUGACAAAGAAGAUAAUAAAAUAAGCUUUAGAGUGUUGGAAGGAGACCUGCUGAAGCACCACUACAAGAGCUUCAAGUUCUUGCUUCAUGCUGUUCCCAAGAAAAAGGGAGGAUGCAUGGUGCGUUGGACCAUGGAAUAUGAGAAGAUCAAUGAAAACACUCCUGAUCCUCACACUAUGAUGCAGUUGGUAGUUGAUGUGAGCAAACAGGUUGAAGUUCACCUUAUUUCCAAAGGCUGCUGAAAAAGCGAUGAAUAAUUCACAUCAAAUUAAUGGUGAAUUUAAAGCUGGGUAAUUGGAGCUAUAUAAUAAUAUUAUUAUGAUGUGCCCUCAUGUAUCUUUGCUAAAAUAAUGGGCAAGGUAUAAGCUACUAUAUAUACUAAGCUUAUUGAGCCGAGAUACAUGUUUCAUGUCCUACGUUCAAUAAUAAAUAAUAAAUGAUUAAGUUGUCGUGUGAAAAUGAGAUAUUAUUGCUGAGAAUUACUUGGACGUUUUCAGAGAAAAAAUUUAUUCACUUGUUCUAACAUAUUUAGGUAGCAUUUGUUUUGUGAUAAUAAAAUUCGAAUUAGGAAAUUGACAUUUGGUUUGGUGUGCGAAAUUAGAACUCGUACAAUUUUACCGACAAGUGCACUGAGUCGUCCAAGUAAUACUUCAGGUGAAUGAGGGUCGAUUCCACGAGAAUUGUUGAAUUGAGCAAGCAAUAGUU
Molecule: messenger RNA, 876 nt
Organism: Arachis duranensis
Lineage: Eukaryota; Viridiplantae; Streptophyta; Magnoliopsida; Fabales; Fabaceae
Product: MLP-like protein 34
Exons: 2
Biological process (GO): defense response
Source: RefSeq, a predicted model, not a curated record